GUCUUGUUAAUCUUAUAUAGAUACAGCACCUUCAGUAUAAAUUAACUCAUUGAAGGUAGACGAUCAGUUGGUUCUUUGUCAGUGUGUGUUGGGCAAGAGAUUUUUUCGAAUAUGGACAAGUUGUAUAUGAUUGGUGUUUUGGCACUCUGCUUCGCAGGUGUGUUUUCUGAUGACCUUCCAGUGACACAACAGUGUUUAGGAUGUCUUUGUGAAGCAAGUUCCAAUUGUGAUAUCAGUGGGAAUUGUGCUGGAGAUGUCUGUGGUCCUUUUAGAAUAACUUGGGCGUAUUGGGCGGAUGCUGGAAAACCGACAGUCAACAACGAGGCCCCUGAUGCACCUCAAGCUUAUUUACACUGUGCUUCUGACACCUACUGUUCAGCCUUAGCUGUGCAAGGAUAUAUGCAGAAAUUCCAACAGGAUUGCAAUGGAGACAACCGAAUUGACUGUGAUGACUUCGCCCUCAUCCACAAACACGGAGGUUACGGUUGCAAAGGUCAAACACUUCCUGCUGUCUUCGGCCAACGCUACCAACAAUGCAAAAUCUUAGUAGGUGGACAAGGACAACAAUAAAAGAACUGACUCGAUAUAAUUAUAGGAAAAUCCAGGUAUUAUUCGAUAUUGGACGUCAUAGUAACAGCUUAACAUCUGUGAAUGAGUAAUAAGAUGAAUAUUGAAGAUUGGAAUGUUGAAUAAGUUAAUAAAAUACAUUUAUUUAUUU
Molecule: messenger RNA, 718 nt
Organism: Harmonia axyridis
Lineage: Eukaryota; Metazoa; Arthropoda; Insecta; Coleoptera; Coccinellidae
Product: lysozyme-like
Exons: 3
Coding region: 112-570 (152 amino acids)
Molecular function (GO): lysozyme activity
Source: RefSeq, a predicted model, not a curated record